This is a messenger RNA of Pezoporus occidentalis (night parrot), 1786 nucleotides long. Its product is annotated as L-gulonolactone oxidase-like. The record is from RefSeq and is a predicted model, not a curated record. Lineage: Eukaryota; Metazoa; Chordata; Aves; Psittaciformes; Psittacidae. The transcript is spliced from 12 exons. Gene Ontology annotation, cellular component: membrane. Gene Ontology annotation, molecular function: D-arabinono-1,4-lactone oxidase activity; FAD binding. Bases 156 to 1478 code for a protein of 440 amino acids.
UUAUCCUUCCAGCCUGGAGGGAAGCUCCUUGUUGACCCCCAGGGCAGGACCAAGCUCUGCCAGCCUUGCACUGGCCAGGAUCGCUCCUUGUCCCCUGUUCAGGAGCAGCUGGAGACCCACUUGCUCCAGCAGCAUCUCUUGGAGAGGCCAACAGGAUGGUUCACGGCCAAGGAGGAGUCAAGUUCCAGAACUGGGCCAAGACCUAUGGCUCCUCUCCAGAGCUGUACUUCCAGCCCACCUCAGUGGAGGAGAUCAGGGAGAUCCUGGAUAUGGCCAGGCAGCGGAACAAGAGGGUGAAGGUGGUGGGGGGUGGUCACUCUCCUUCAGACAUUGCCUGCACCGAUGACUUCAUGAUCCAGAUGGCGAAGAUGAACAGGGUCCUUAAGGUAGACAAGGAGAAGCAGCAAGUGACAGUGGAAGGUGGGAUCUUCCUCUCGGAUCUGAACGUGGAGCUGAGCAAGCACGGGCUGGCACUGGCCAACUUAGGAGCCGUUUCAGAGGUGGCAGCAGCUGGUGUCAUUGGGACAGGGACACACAACACUGGGAUCAAGCAUGGCAUCCUCCCCACACAGGUCGUAGCUCUCACCCUGCUGACGGCCUCAGGGGAGAUCAUGGAGUGUUCAGAGUCCAUCAAUGCGGACAUCUUCCAGGCUGCCCGCCUGCACCUCGGCUGCCUGGGCGUCGUGCUCACGGUCACCUUCCAGUGCGUGCCCCAGUUCCACCUGCACGAGGUGACCUUCCCCUCCACCCUCACCGAGGUCCUUGAUCACCUUGGGGACCACCUGAAGAGAUCCCAAUAUUUCCGAUUCCUGUGGUUCCCUCACAGUGAGAACGUCAGUGUCAUCUACCAGGACCCCACCAACAAGCCCCCCUUGUCCUCCGCCAGCUGGCUGUGGGAUUAUGCUGUUGGUUAUUAUCUGCUGGAGUUCUUGCUCUGGAUCAGCACCUUUGUGCCCAGCUUGGUGUGCUGGAUCAACCGCUUCUUCUUCUGGCUCCUCUUCAGUUCCCGGGUGGAGAACAUUGCCAUCAGCUAUAAGAUCUUCAACUACGAGUGUCGCUUCAAGCAGCACGUUCAAGACUGGGCCAUCCCCAUUGAGAAGACAAAGGAGGCUCUGCUGGAGCUGAAGGCUGCCUUGGAGAACAACCCCAAGAUGGUGGCUCACUACCCAGUGGAGGUACGCUUUGUCCGGGGGGACGACAUCUGGCUGAGUCCCUGCUUCCAGAGAGACAGCUGCUACAUGAACAUCAUCAUGUACAGGCCCUAUGGGAAGAAUGUCCCCCGCCUCAACUACUGGCUGACCUAUGAGGGCAUCAUGAAGAAGUAUGGUGGGAGACCACACUGGGCAAAGGCCCACAGCUGCACCCGGAAGGACUUUGAGAAGAUGUACCCAGCCUUCUCCAAAUUCUGCUCCGUCCGGGAGAAGCUGGAUCCCACGGGGAUCUUCCUCAAUGCCUACCUGGAAAAGGUGUUCUACUGAUAGGGGCAACGAGGGGGAUGGAGGAAAAGCCAGCCAUCACCCCCAGUUCCUGGGACACGCCAUAGCUCAUGGUCCUCCAUGGUCCCAAGUCUCUGUCUCUGCCCUUAUCUGCACGACAGCAGGCAGCAAGGGCUGGCCCCAUGGGCAGGGGUGUGCUCUGAUCGUGAUGCUGACAUGGCUCUGAGGUGCCUGGAAGUCUUCUGGAAACCAGCAGUUUGGGGGGGACCAUGUCCCUGUCCCGCAAGACCUGCACAGCCCAAGUGCCUCCUGUCCAAGACAACAUCUCAAUAAAGGCCUUCCUUUGAGCA